CCUUUUUUCCUGACUGGAGAAAACUAUUCUUUAAAAUAAAAAUAUAAGAACUUAUUUAAAAUAAGAAACAUCAGAGUCAAAUGUUAAGAUAAUCACAUUUAUUUACAAUACAGACAUUAUCUAGCUUCGAUACGCGAAUAGUUUCACUGUAUGUUUUCAAAAAACAAAACACUUCAGUUUUCCUCAAACAUUUAAAUUCUCGACUGAGGUCUUCAACGGUUUGUGCAAUAUUUAGAAAAGAAGACGAGAGAACACCAGCUUUAACAAUUAACAAUGAAGUUAGUACAUUGUUUUGGGAGUACGUUCGGCGUUGUGUUAGGAAUGCUCCAGUCAUAUGUGGUGUUGUCGCUGCCACACCAAGCUGCUAAACUACAACAGCUAACCGGACUACACCAGCUGACUGGACUAUCGUCACUACCAUUACAGAUCACAGAUCAAGAAAACGCUGAUCUCCGAUCUUUACGGCGGACGAAAAGAAGUACCGAAGGACAUAUAGGAUGUAUGCAUAUGGAAAGUAUGCCUGGAGAAUUACAGUACGUUUCGGACGGUAACCCAGCUGUGUGUGGCCUUUAUCUGAUUGGUCAACCGGACCAAAUUGUUGAAGUGACCUUUGAAAACCUAAAUGUGAACUGUCAAACCGGCGGAGCAGUAGCGUUCUUUGACGGAUGGGAGUUAUCGCAAGAACUAUUUCCAAGCGAAAUAGAUCAUCCUGUACCAUUUCCAGAGAGAUACCAAAUGUUCUGUUCAGAACAGGGCAUCCCCAAGAAAGUGUUCGUAUCCUCACAGAAUGUGGCCAUGCUUCACUACAAGGUUCCGGAAGUAGGCGAAGGAUUCAAGAUCACCGUCGACUUUAAACAUAACCCACAACCUUGCAACGCGGUCGGGAUGUUCGAGGAAGGCGUGCUCACAAUGAAGAACUACGGACAGAGACGUAACUGUACCGUGUCAAUAAUCUUCCCCGAACAAAUCAAUCUGGUUAACGUCGACGUCGGUGUGACGUCAGAUAACAGCGUCGUUGAGGCAGAAGUGGGGAUAACGGAUCAGCAGUGUAUGAAUUUCGCCGGAGGAGAUUACAUCCAGAUUCUCAACGGUAACGGACUCGACACGACCAUUAUGAGGACCAGGGGAAUCCUUUGUGGGAUGGACUCCAACGAGGAUAAGGCGAAGUUCGUUCUUGGCUGCCCACACAGUGUUGUCCGAAUGGUUUCCAGCGGGGAAUUCCACAAUACCGUCACCUUCAUGUACACACCACCUCACGAGACAGCUCUGACCACGUGCUAAACCACAAGGAAUGCGCGAUGUUCUACUAUCACGGCAUAUUUCCCUGUAGACCCCCAAACUCUCAAAGACUAUGCCUAACAAAUACAUCAUCAACCUAGACAUCAACCAAAGACUAUGUAAAAGAACAUAACAAAUUCAACAAAUCCAUACAUUCAAUAUAAAUAUAUUCCUAAUUAAAGCUAUCCGACCCACAAAUGAACUAGUUCUUUCUAUUAGUUCCAUUCAAUUUAGCCCUUAUGCAGGUCUUAAAGGCCUAAAAUUCCUUUGUUGGUGAUAAUGCUUUUGGUAAAUGUUUAAAAAAUUUCUUCACACAACCAUUUCAAACGAUACCAAAGUAAAACGUGGUCACUAAGCAACCAAAAUGCACCUAUUUGUGGGCCGGCUACCUUAACUUCCUUUCAUUUGGAUUGUUAGUGUUUUCAUAUGAGAUGUGAUUGGAAAACAUGAAGGAAACAUAAAUCUUAACGAAAUC
Molecule: messenger RNA, 1753 nt
Organism: Mya arenaria
Lineage: Eukaryota; Metazoa; Mollusca; Bivalvia; Myida; Myidae
Product: corticotropin-releasing factor-binding protein-like
Exons: 9
Coding region: 274-1281 (335 amino acids)
Biological process (GO): hormone-mediated signaling pathway; negative regulation of corticotropin secretion; negative regulation of corticotropin-releasing hormone receptor activity
Molecular function (GO): corticotropin-releasing hormone binding
Source: RefSeq, a predicted model, not a curated record